Molecule: messenger RNA, 2202 nt
Organism: Penaeus monodon (black tiger shrimp)
Lineage: Eukaryota; Metazoa; Arthropoda; Malacostraca; Decapoda; Penaeidae
Product: mannosyl-oligosaccharide glucosidase-like
Biological process (GO): oligosaccharide metabolic process; protein N-linked glycosylation
Cellular component (GO): endoplasmic reticulum membrane
Molecular function (GO): Glc3Man9GlcNAc2 oligosaccharide glucosidase activity
Source: RefSeq, a predicted model, not a curated record
AUGGGCGCAACGCAGAGCAAGGGGGCCAAAAUCCGGCCCAUGCAGUCUCAACAGGAUCUUACCAUGCCCAGACUAUGCCCGAGGGCCCGGUUUGGAGGAGUCUCGAAACUGCAUUGGUGCGACCAGGCUGAUGACUUGCCUAAGUAUGGGUGGGAAGUGCAUGAUGGCAGGAAUGUUGGGAUUCAGAAGAUCAUAGACAAGAAUGUUAUCCUGCAGACGAGCUUCGUCAAGACUGGGGGUCAGCAUGGGGGUGACUGGUCAGCAAGGAUCAGUGCAGUGCCGAAGACCAAGAGACACGUUGGAGGACAGGCUUCGCUACUGUAUUAUGUAGCUUUAGACCCUGACGAUAAAGAGGCAAUGAUACAGCCCAUGAUCGGCACGAGUCAGUCCUUAGGCUCACUCAGGGGCAUCUCAGACUCCGUGGGGGGAUUCCGGAUGCAUGUCCUCAAUGCCAGCGGCACGAUUGUUAACCAUCACUUGCUCAGUACAAAGCAUGGGCUGCAUAUGCUCAAGGAAACCGUUUACAAGGGGCUGAGGGUCUUCCAGGGCAAGAGUGAGAAGGACAAGUACAUUGACUCAGGUGAGAUGUUCAGCCAUGAGGACACGCUGCGGCAGCCCAACUUUGUAGUGUUUCAAGUGACGGGGGAGUUGCCUUUUGAGGUUGACAUAGUGUAUGAGAGUGAUAGUUUCCUCAGGAGGCCUGAUAUGCUCAUGGGUGAAGCAUUAUCAGAGCAACUCAGUCUGUAUGAAAAGAAGUUUCAUAGUGACUUUGAAGAGAAAUUCUCAAUGGAGGCAAAAGGGUUUAGUGAAGAGGAGAUUGGCUUUGCCAAGGCCGCUCUCAGCAACAUGAUUGGUGGCAUUGGGUACUUCUAUGGAGCCUCGAGGGUGCUGGGUGAACACAACAGUGACCCUGUCCCUUACUGGAAGGCUCCUCUCUACACAGCAGUGCCUUCCCGUAGCUUCUUCCCAAGAGGCUUCCUGUGGGAUGAAGGUUUCCACAAUCUGCUUAUCUCAAAAUGGGACCGGGAAAUCUCUCAGGACAUUCUUGGCCACUGGUUUGACCUCAUGAACUGGGAUGGCUGGAUACCCCGGGAGCAGAUCCUGGGAGUUGAGGCAAGAGCAAGAGUCCCAGAUGAGUUUGUAGUUCAAAGAGGGAAGAAUGCAAAUCCUCCAACGCUGCUCCUUACGCUGCAUUCCAUGAUGGCUGGAUUCAAGAGAGAGUUGUCUGAUGACGACUAUGAAUAUCUGAGUCACCUGUGGCCCAGGUUGCGAGCUUGGUACAACUGGUUCAACACCACACAGCUGGGUGAAAUGCCAGGUACAUACAGGUGGCGUGGACGAGAUCCCAAGACGUUGCGGGAGCUGAACCCGAAGACUUUAACCUCAGGGCUUGAUGACUACCCUCGGGCUUCUCACCCGACGGCAGAUGAGCGGCACUUGGAUCUCCGAUGCUGGAUGACAUUAGCCUCAGGGCUCAUGGCUGACAUUGCGAGGCUCAUUGAGAAGGAUCCAACCCGCUUUGAUGAUGCUUAUAAGUACCUCUCAGACAACAAUGUGUUGGAUGCUCUUCACUGGUCUUAUGCUGCCAAUGGAUACAUGGACUUUGGUCUUCACACGGAUGAUCUUGAGCUGAGGAAACUCGCACCGAAUGCAGAAAUGAAGCGCAUAGUUCAUGGCGACCCCAAACUGAAAUUUGUUGAUUCCUUUGGAUAUGUCAGUUUCUUCCCACUAUUUCUGCAGAUUAUUGACCCAUAUUCUGCAAAGCUUGGAAAAGUGCUGGAAGACCUCAGGCGGCAGGACCUUCUCUGGACCCCAUAUGGCUUACGGUCUUUGGCCAAAAACUCGCCCAUAUACAACAAGAGGAACACUGAGCAUGAUCCUCCCUACUGGCGGGGGGCCAUCUGGAUCAACAUGAACUACCUGGCUGUCAGGGCACUGCAUCACUACAGCAACGUGGACGGGCCGCACCAAGAGCUGGCCAGAGAGAUUUAUGUAUCCCUGCGUGAGAAUGUUGUCAAAAAUGUGGUGCGGGAAUACAAAAGAACGGGCUACAUCUGGGAGCACUACAGUGACAAGACAGGCAGAGGGGAGGGCUGUCGGCCGUUCACAGGAUGGUCAGCUCUUGUUGUACUUAUGAUGGGGGAGACUUUCUAAAAGUUUCUAAAAUUUUUUUGACACUUGUUAAAAACGACGUUUGUUGUU